GUUAAGCGUUUGACUUGACGUCUCACUGUACUACUGCUUCCGUAUCCCUGUCUCCCUCUCCUCCUGCCGGCACUGGGGAGAUCCCGUCCCGUCACUGCAAUGACUCUUCACCCGAUCGAUGUGGGAAAGGGACGUUUGAAAUGAUUUUUUGGACCUGCUUUGGCUGCCUGGACGCAAAAUCAGGAGGGGAGCCGCUCGGUUUUGUGUAACACGGUUAAAGGAAGAGACAGAUCCCGGGCCAGGCUGUUUAAAGUGGAUAUUAAAUAUUGUCGCAGAAGAUGCCGGAGAAGUUAACAGACAGUCAGAUUCCCACUUCGUCGAGGGCUUCAUCGUUCUUUAUUGAGAAUCUACUGGGCAGGGGGCGGAAUGGACAGGGAUCGAUGGCGGAUCACAGUCCGGGGGGCGCUGGUAUGGAGAUAGUCUCCCCCAGCGGAGUCUUGGAUGGACACCACGCCGAGAUAAGCACUCAAGUGCCCACUGGCUACAGCAGCGCAGCCCUGUCUCCACACAGAGAAGCGUCGUUGCGAUGGUACCGCGGAGGGACUGAACUGAACAUCAGAGCUGUGGAAACACCAAACAGCCCAAGGGAUGACACCAGGCGUUCCGAGGACCGCUGUUGCUCCAUACUGACUAGUGACAGAGAUUCCCCGGCCGUGUCCGAGCCUAUAACGGAGGGCAGCGACGAAACCGACCGAAAAACGGGUGACAGCAGCUUAACGGACGACAACGAGGAUGCGCAAAAUGGCUAUGAUACACGGUCGGAUCAGGACGCAGCCUUGGACCCGAGCUCCACCCGGAAGAAGAAGACCAGGACGGUGUUCAGUCGCAGUCAGGUGUUUCAGCUGGAGUCCACUUUUGAUGUAAAGCGGUACCUAAGCAGCUCGGAGAGGGCAGGGCUGGCAGCGUCUCUCCACCUGACGGAGACCCAGGUCAAAAUCUGGUUCCAGAACCGGAGAAAUAAAUGGAAGAGACAGUUGGCGGCGGAUCUUGAGGCUGCAAAUAUUUCACACUCGACCCAGCGGAUUGUCAGGGUCCCCAUCCUAUAUCAUGAGGGCCCCGGACCCACAGCAGCCCUGGGGUUCAACCUGAACGGGCACCAGGUUGCCCCAUCCGUUAUGGGCUUCUCCAACUCUAUCAGUUACCCCCUGUCCUCUUUCGCUCACUCCAUGAGUAUGUUAAGGUCACAGAUGACCGGCUUAGUGUAAAGACUGAAAACUGAUAUGACAAACUUUUUGUUUAUUUGUUUGUUUUGUAUUGUUUGUGCAUAUCAUUUGCCUACCCUAUUGAUACUGAAUUGUGCAAUAAAUCACGUGGCCGCAGAGGAACUAUUGUUGAUUGCAUCCAAAGAUAUGACAUGCAGAGACCAUUAUACUCACAGUUUAAUGAUGAAUCAUCUUUAUGUCUCCGUUUAUCAGUCUCUACAAGAGUCUAUAUGCUCUUGUCACAGUAGGCUGUAAUAAUAGUCAAGCAUGCCAAGGCCGAAGAUGGUGGCCGAAGCUGUUCGUGUAUGUUUGAAUGCACGCAUAUUUUUGCAAACUUUUAUAUUUAAAGACACGUUUUUUUCCAACUUGUCACUUUUUCACAUAAUAGGUAAAUA
Molecule: messenger RNA, 1597 nt
Organism: Myripristis murdjan (pinecone soldierfish)
Lineage: Eukaryota; Metazoa; Chordata; Actinopteri; Holocentriformes; Holocentridae
Gene: hmx1
Product: H6 family homeobox 1
Exons: 2
Coding region: 279-1205 (308 amino acids)
Biological process (GO): regulation of transcription by RNA polymerase II; negative regulation of DNA-templated transcription
Cellular component (GO): nucleus
Molecular function (GO): RNA polymerase II transcription regulatory region sequence-specific DNA binding; DNA-binding transcription factor activity, RNA polymerase II-specific
Source: RefSeq, a predicted model, not a curated record